Raphanus sativus (radish) is the source of this 1161-nucleotide messenger RNA. RefSeq lists its product as uncharacterized. The coding region runs from base 1 to 1161 and encodes 386 amino acids. NCBI's taxonomy places the organism in Eukaryota, Viridiplantae, Streptophyta, Magnoliopsida, Brassicales, Brassicaceae. The transcript is spliced from 3 exons. The record is from RefSeq and is a predicted model, not a curated record.
AUGUGCAAAGGAUUCGGAUCAACCUUGACCGGCCCUGCUCUCCAGUGGUAUAUCAACCUGCCUACCAAAUCAAUCAAAUCCGUUGAAGCCCUUAGCGAUAAGUUCGUAGAACAGUUCGCUAGCAGCCGUGACCCAGAGAAGAACUCAGAUGAUCUCUACGAGAUCCUCCAGCAUAGGAAUGAGCCCCUUCGUUCCUACAUAGCUCGUUUCAACCAAGCGAAGGUGGCUAUCCCUGAGAUUAUGGAAGACGUACUGUCUCGUGCUUGGGCUCAAGUAAGAUGGGAAGAAGACGUUGCUAGUAUGGCCAAAUCCGGUCCGAAGUACGAUCAGAAGUCAUCAAAGCCUACUAGGAGUGACCGCGAUGAGCCUUCUCACUUCAAGUCCGCUAGGGAGACUAGUAACCCGAACAGGGGCAGCCCUGAAGAUGGAAGUCGCUAUGCUCCUCAGAAAGGCUACCUCUCGGAUAAAGCCAAGAACCUUCUAAAUAAAGAAGGUCCCGGUCUUCCUAUCGAGGCAGUUCCUGCAUUACCACCACAACAAGACCGGGUAAUCCAUGUCAUCUCAGGCGGAUCAGAGGUAAGCGGAAUUAGCAGUGCCGCAGCCAAGAGAAGUACUAGCAACGCCAGGAACGGCCAAGAGGCCGAGGGUCCCAAGCGCCUACUCCUUGGAAUAGACGAGAUGAGCUUCACUGCAAGGGAGCAGGAGAAGGUCCUUGCCCCUCAUCACGACGCUCUCGUCAUUUCACUUACCAUAGCAAACUACUUGGUCAAGCGAAUACUAGUAGAUAAUGGGAGCGCUAGCAACAUAAUCUUCCAUUCGGCCUUCGCCGACCUAGGGUUGGAACCUACAGCUCUAACCAGAAAGGCGACUCCCCUUGUAGGCUUCAGUGGAGAAGUCAAACAAACCUUGGGAGAGGUCCUUCUUCCCGUGUACGCCGAAGUGGUAAACCAAGCCACGAAGUUCCUGAUCGUCGACUGCCCCUCAUCAUACAACGUGAUAUUGGGAAGGCCUUGGAUCCACGACAUGGGAGCUGUACCUUCAACUUUGCAUCAGCUGGUCAAGUUUCCAACCCCUUGGGGCAUCAAGGCGGUCAAGGGGUAUCAAGAGAAUGCUAGGUCCUGUUAUCAGACUACCCUUAAGGGAAAGACUCAGGUCUUAUAG